AUGAUCACUGGUACAAUGCAGAGAGCCAUGGGGGUGGUGCCGAGUUCGAGGCUUGCAGAAAUCAUACGGAAUGAACUCACGCAAAAAAAGCUUUGCAGUAGUUUCACGCAGGUUGCACGGGACAGGUCGGCUUCCUUUCUUCUCUCUUGGUAUAAAGAUAAAUGCAAAGUCGGCAACAUAGCACCUCGGUUCGUUUACUUUCGUUCUCGUUCUUGCUGUGAUCUGUCAUUCCUCGACUCUGUCGACCAUUACUUCAACAAAGCUGCAGAGAUAUCAUCCGUGGACAAGGGAUUGCUGGCAUUCAUCAAGGCCUGUAACAGCAUUAUCAAGUUCCACGUUCCCUUGAAGCGCGCUUGUGGGAAACUGGAGCUUAUUGAAGGUUACAGAGCUCAGCAUUCGCAUCACAGGCUUCCAGUGAAGGGAGGGAUACGACUGGGACCAAAUGUAGAUGCCAACGAGACUAUGGCUCUUGCGGCGUUAAUGACUUACAAGUGCGCAGUAGUCAAUGUUCCGUUUGGAGGUGCCAAAGGCAGCGUCAGGAUAGAUCCCUCCAAGUACACUUCUACAGAGAAGGAAGCAAUUUUAAGGCGUUAUACUGUCGAGCUUGUCAGAAGAAAUUACAUGGGUCCUGCAAUAGAUGUUCCAGCUCCGGACUACGGAACGGGUUCGCUGGAGAUGGCAUGGAUUAAGGACACAUACAGUUUCUUAAGGCACACUGACAUAAAUGCUUCGGGGUGCGUGACCGGAAAACCAAUAUCAGAGGGGGGAAUACAAGGAAGGCAGGAAGCUACGGGACUCGGUGCAUUUUUUGUUUUGAGAGAGUUCUUUAAUGACGAGGAUCUUGUACGCAAAGUCGGACUUACUCGAGGUGUAAAAGACAAAACUUUUAUUGUUCAGGGUUUGGGAAACGUUGGUCUUCAUGCAAGCGAGUUUAUACACAAGGCUGGAGGUCGAAUAAUCGCCAUAGCUGAACGCCACGGAGGACUUGUUGACGAGACUGGCAAAGGUCUGGAUAUUGAAGUUGUUAAAAGUUAUCACAAGAAAAACGGUACCUUGAAUGGAUUGCCCAACGUCAAAAACAUUACCGACACUGAGAAAAUUUUGGAGCUCCCGUGCGACGUGCUGAUACCGGCGGCCUUAGAGUCCCAGAUUCAUUCCGGGAAUGCUGAUCGUAUCAAGGCUAAAGUGAUAGCAGAAGCUGCAAAUGGACCUCUCACGCCUGCCGCAGACAAGAUUCUCGAAGGCAAAGGCGUCGUUAUUCUCCCGGAUUUGCUCGUGAAUGCGGGUGGAGUCACUGUCUCUUACUUCGAGUGGCUAAAGAACCUGAAUCAUAUUGAAUUUGGACGCAUGACUCGAAGAAUGGAAGAGCAUGGGAAGAGAGUUCUUCUCAGUGCCUUGGAAAACCAAUAUGGUAACGGACAUAAAAUCCCGACGAGCCUGCGGGACGAAUUAUCGAGGGGCAACACGGAAGUGGACUUCGUCCAUUCCGGCUUGGAAGAAACGAUGGUCACCGGCUGGGAAAAUGUGAAGAAAACAGCACAAGAGAAGGGCUGUAGUUUUCGCAAGGCUGCGUAUCUGGUAGCAAUCGAGAGAAUCGCGAAGAGCAUUGGAGACCAAGGGAUAUUUCCCUGAGAAGAGAAUUUCAAAUUUAAAAAAACCGGAUAUUCCUCUUU
Selaginella moellendorffii is the source of this 1673-nucleotide messenger RNA. RefSeq names its product glutamate dehydrogenase, mitochondrial. Gene Ontology annotation, molecular function: L-glutamate dehydrogenase (NAD+) activity. Lineage: Eukaryota; Viridiplantae; Streptophyta; Lycopodiopsida; Selaginellales; Selaginellaceae. The record is from RefSeq and is a predicted model, not a curated record. Bases 1 to 1632 code for a protein of 543 amino acids. Gene Ontology annotation, biological process: L-glutamate catabolic process. Gene Ontology annotation, cellular component: mitochondrion. The transcript is spliced from 16 exons.